Messenger RNA from Spinacia oleracea (spinach), 7801 nucleotides. RefSeq names its product wall-associated receptor kinase-like 22. Gene Ontology annotation, biological process: protein phosphorylation; cell surface receptor signaling pathway. The coding region runs from base 2730 to 3851 and encodes 373 amino acids. Gene Ontology annotation, cellular component: plasma membrane. The record is from RefSeq and is a predicted model, not a curated record. The transcript has 6 exons. NCBI's taxonomy places the organism in Eukaryota, Viridiplantae, Streptophyta, Magnoliopsida, Caryophyllales, Amaranthaceae. Gene Ontology annotation, molecular function: protein serine/threonine kinase activity; ATP binding.
CAGCAAAAGGCCAAGCUCAGUCAGCAAGCUUCCAUUAGUCAAAGUUAGUUCAUUCAAUUAUAUUAAACAAAUUCCCCAAAUUCUCUCUCUCCUUCUUUCUGCUGUGAUUCAAGAAUUCAAGAAUGGUUCAAUCAUAGAUCAAUUCUCUGCAUUUCUACUGAAAUUCUGAUUGCAAUUGAUUGAAGAAUUUCAUUAACUGUAAAAUGUCAAUGUUCUUCCCGUUGAUAUGCAAUAUGCUGUGUUAAGCUGCGCAAAAAUUCUGCACAAACAAAGAAACAAUCUUCAAAAACAAAAUUGGGUCAAAUCUAGCAGAGGAAGAAUAUGAUGAAGAAUAACUAAGGUAAAAGACGUAAAUUUUUUGAUAUUGGGAUGAUUUGUAUCUCAAAAUCUCCAUAGUUUUAUCAUGCCUGCAACCCGUUUGUGAAAAUGUCCCAAAGAAAAGAUGAUGCGAAUUGGGGUUGAAUUUCAAUAUUAGAAAGGGGUGAGCGAAAAUUAGAGCCGGAACAAAGAAGCAUCCACAAGUGAUCAAGAUAUAGAUGGGUCAAAAUCAAGUAAAGAACAAGAACAAGAACAAGAACAGGCCAAUGUUUGAAUCCAAGGAGGAAUAUUUCAUUAAAAAUGGAGGCAUUUUGUUGGAAAAACAAAUUGCUCUGAGUCAAGGCCAACACAAAGGAGCAGGACAGCUGAAGAUUUUUUCAAGCAGGGAAAUUGAGCAGGUUACAGAAAACUACAACCCUGGUCUCAUUGUUGGAAGUAGCAUGCGUACCACCAUCUAUAAAGCAACCCUUGAAGGCCGCAUUGUAGCCAUCAAAUGCCCAUUACAGCUAGAGCCAGAGCCUGAUAUCGAAUUGAUUGAUCUCUUUUUAACCGAAGCCUCAACAUCAUUGGUAAUGAAUCAUUAUAAUAUGGUAAAACUCUAUGGUUGUUGCCUCGAAACAUUUAUUCCAAUACUAGUAUAUGAAUUCUUGUCAAGUGGAGGUCUCUUUCAAUGUCUACAUGAUAAUGUUGCAUCUAGUAAGUGUAUAAAGUGGGAAGAUCGUUUGAGGGUUGCAACUGAUAUAGCCUACGCGCUGUCUUAUAUGCAUAAUGCCUUGUUAAAGCCAUUAGUGCAUAGGGAUGUCAGGUCAUUAAGUGUACUGCUUGAUGAUUCAUUGCGUGGGAAGUUAGCGAAUUUUGGGUAUUCAGUGUCUAUUACUCCAGGGGAGACUCCUCAAAGAUUUCCAGUUGAAGGUACUCCUGGAUAUAUUGAUCCUGAAUAUGUAGAAACUCAAGAGGUGACUGAUAAGUGUGAUGUGUAUAGUUUUGGGGUUUUUAUGCUGGAGCUGUUAACUAGAAGGCAGCCACUUGAGAUGGCUAGAGAUGGGCCCGACUUAGUUGAUGUGUUUGUUUCAGCUGUGGAAAAGAAUUGCAUGAUGGAGAUAAUUGACAGUGAAGUUUUGGGAGAAGCAAGUAGGGAUGAGAUUCAACGGGUUGCACAGCUUGCAUUGUUGUGUGUAGCAAAGAAAGGGGCUGAGAGACCGACCAUGAUUGAUGUUGUUGGUGAGCUUUGGAACAUACAAGGAAGAGAUAAGAAGUGAAGUAGAAAUUGUGUUUGAAAUGUCAGGUUUAAGAAAAAAGAUGCAGAUAAGCAAGGCGCACAUCAGAAGACCAUAGUAACACUCAUCAAAGCGCUUAUAAAGCAACCAUUGAAGAUCAUAAUUUGGUUAUUGGAGUCUCAUUACAGUCAGAGCCGAAUCCCCAACUGAUUGAUUGCAUCUUAACUGAAGCUGCAACUAUGAUGGUUUUGAAUCAUGAUUCAUGACAAUAUGGUAAAACUCUAUGGUUGUUACCUUGAGACAUUUAUAUCUAUGCUAGUCUAUGAAUUCGUGACAGAUGGAGUCCUCUUUCCAUGUUAACAUGGUGAUGUAGCUUCUACAAAGUGCAUAAAAUGGGCUGAUUGUUUGAGGGUGGCAAGUGGGACAGCAUAUGCACUAUCCUUUAUGCAUAAUGCCUUACCAAAGACAGUGGUGCAUAGGGAUCUCAAGUCAUCAAGUGUACUUCUUGAUUAUUCAUUCUGUGGCAAAUUAGCAGACUUUGGGUGUAACUCAUGAGGUGUCAGAAAAAUGUGAUGUGUAUAGUUUUGGGGUUUUGAUGUUGGAACUAUUAACUAGAAAGCAGCCUCUUCUGAUGGCCAAAGGUGGUACAGAACUAUAGACUUGGUUGAGGUGUUUGUUUCAAUGUGGGGAAGAAUUGUUUGAUGGAGAUGAUUGAUAAUGAGGUCUUGGAACAAGCAAGUAGGGUUGAGAUUCAACGGGUUGCACAGCUUGCAUUGACAUGCGUGGCAAAGAAAGGGGUGAGAGACCGAGUAUGGUUGAUAUUGUUGGUGAGCUUUGGCGCAUACAAGGCCGAGACAUGAAGUGAAGCAGAAUUGUGUGUGGCAUGUCAGGUUCUAGCUUAGAAAUAAUGAUGCAGAAGACACCAGUGUCUUUCUUCAACAACAAUCUCACUCAUCAGUCCACAAUUUUUCGGACUUGCCUGAGAUAGUGAGAUCACACCAAAGAGUCAGAAAACACAGCGUAGACACGCCCGGUGUCUCAAUUUUGAUUUCAAUCUGCGGCCAGGGUUUCGAUUCGUCACUCCAUCGUCGUUCUUCGACGUUUCGAAGUACAGAGAAACGGCUGUACGAUUAAACUGGCAAUACUUAGUGCUAGUCUAAGCAGAAUAAUUUGCUCGAAACAAGUCCCUAAUAGAUGGAUCAAGCUCCAACAAAAGACAAUAACAAGAGAAAAGUAACGUUAGAUUCAAGGGAGGCGUACUUCAUCCAAAAUGGAGGAGUUUUGCUGGAAAAACAAAUUGCUCUAAGCCAAGGUCGAAAUGUAGGUCCAGGGGAACUAAAGCUUUUAUCUCUGAAGGAUAUCAUGAAGGCUACAAACAACCUUGACCCUAAUCUUCUUGUUGGUAGUAGUGCUCAAAGAAACGUCUACAAAGCAACCGUUGAUGACCGUGUUGUAGUUGUUGGAGUUCCGUUACAGCUAGAGCCAAAUCCUAAACUGAUUGAUCGCAACUUAAAUGAAGCCUCAAUAGCGAUGGUUAUGAAUCAUGACAAUUUGAUAAAACUCUAUGGUUGUUGCCUGGAUACUUGUAUACCAAUACUAGUAUAUGAAAUGUUACCAAAGGGGGUCCUUUCUCAACAUUUACAUGGUGAUAUUGCAUCUUCCAAGUGUAUAAAGUGGGCUGACCGUUUAAGGGUAGCAACUGAUGCAGCAUAUGCGCUAUCUUAUAUGCAUAAUGCUUUGCGAAAGCCAGUGGUGCAUAGAGGAGUUAGCUCAGCAAGUGUACUUCUUGAUUCUUCAUUCCAUGCUAAACUAGGUAAUUUUGGGUACGCAGUGUCCAUAACCCCGGGGGAUACAUCUGAAAGAUGGUCUGUUGAAGGAACUCUAGGAUAUGUCGAUCCUGAGUACAUUGAGACUCGGGUGGUGACAGAUAAGUGUGAUGUGUACAGCUUUGGGGUUUUAUUGUUGGAGUUGUUAACCCGAAGUAGUCCCAAAAGGAUGCUUAGAGGUGGGAGAGACUUGGUUGAUGUUUUUGUUUCUGCUAUGGAAAAAAACUGCAUGAUGAAGAUGAUUGACAGGGAGGUAUUGAAGCAAGCAAGUAGGGAUGAGAUUCAACAGGUGGCACAGAUUGCUGUUAAAUGUGUGGCAAAGAAAGGGGCUGAGAGACCAUCCAUGACUGAAGUUGUUGUGCAACUUUGGAAAAUAAGAGAUACCUACGAUGGGCUUGGAAAUAACGGUGGCCAAGGCAAUCACGGACGUGGACGUGGUCGUGGAAACCGUGCUCAGCAACAACUAGGGGAUGCAUAUGGCCAAGCGUAAACACAACUUUACUCUUCAAGUACGGCAUAUAGUAAUUCGGUUGUGUUGUACACAACCGAAUUCUAAUAUUGUUUGUGCAUGAACACCAUCAGUUGAGCGGGUGAUUGGUUCCAGCCUUCCCCCAACUGCGUGUCAGAUUUCUUUUCAUGGAGGUCAUUCAAUAAUAUCCUGUUCUUCGUUACAAUCAGUAAUAAAAUAAUGAGGCCAUUUGGUAACUGUGUGUCCCCUUAUGAAGGUAAUUUCUCUACUAAAUCCCCUUACCCUGGGCUUAAUUCGUGUGACUGCAGCAAGUUGUACUAAUCUCCCAAUUUUUAAUAUUGGCAAUGUGUACUUAAACUCCAAAUAUCAUUCUUUACAGUUGAACAAUGUUUUUCGUUUUCCCAAAUUGAAAUACAAUUAAAUGUUGGUUGUUCAGAAAUUGUGACAACGUAACAAUGAGUUUCUGAUAAAAUUUCUGUUUGUGUUAAGGAUCAUCAUCAUAAAACUGAAGUCUUUUUUUAUUCGCAUUACCUAAAACCUAGCAUUGUCAUUCAAGAAUCCUGACUCAGUUUACUGUAUUUGCGAAACAACUUCAAGAAUGUGAACAAGUUAGUAUAUACUUUGUAAUUCCCUUAUAAAUAAUAACACAGAAAGUAGAGGUUUUUCAUAUGCUAGUAGAAGCAAAGCAGACAUGGGUAGUAAAUCAAUCCAACUGCUAUUUCUUGCUCUGAUCUCAAUCUCCAUCUUUACUAAUGUCACUCUGAGUGUUAGUGGUGUCUGUACCAGUUGUUGUUGUUGUUACCCAGACAAUGAGUCUGAGAAGAGGUAGGAAUCCCCCGCCGAGUCAAGAUUCUAUUCCUGAAGAAGGCAAAGUGAAGACUGAUGGUGAUGGGAUCAUCAAGCAAGACUCUGCUCCAGAAGAAGGCAGAGUGAAGACUGAUGGUGAUGGGAUCAUCAACAUGGUGUAAAAACUCGUCCGAGUUAACUAGGUUUUGGAGGUUGGCGAUACGAGAUAUCCCGAGUUGUAAAGGUAUUUUUAAAAACGGACGAGAUCUCGAUUGGUUCAACCGAUACGAAUCAAUUUUGUCCGCAUUAAACGUUAUUAGCCUCACCUCUACUAAGUUUUCGGCCAAAUUUCCCAUAUUUUUAACAGAAUGAAAAAGGUAAAAGGAAAGAAAUGGAGAAACUCCACUGAAAUACUCCACUUUCAGAUCUAAACAAGAGAGGAGAGAGAGGUGGACAAAGAAAUUCAUUUAAUUAUGUCACGUGUACGGUUUAGGGGAGGGGGACUAGGAUUAGGUUAGUGAGUGGGGCUGACAUGAGGCUUCUUUUUCAAAUUUCAAAUUCCUAUGUGACAACCGCGACAAGGUCUGCGACUAACGCAUCAUUUCCGUUACCUAAACUCCAAGACUGAUCUCGUGACCGCGACCAUCAGUCUUCACUCUGCCUUCUUCUGGAGCAGAGUCUUGCUUGAUGAUCCCAUCACCAUCAGUGUUCACUUUGCCUUCUUCAGGAAUAGAAUCUUGACUCGGCGGGGGAUUCCUACCUCUUCUCAGACUCAUUGUCUGGGUAACAACAACAACAACUGGUACAGACACCACUAACACUCAGAGUGACAUUAGUAAAGAUGGAGAUUGAGAUCAGAGCAAGAAAUAGCAGUUGGAUUGAUUUACUACCCAUGUCUGCUUUGCUUUCUAAUUGCUUAUGAAAAACCUCUACUUUCUGGGUUAUUAUUUAUAAAGAAAUACAAAGUAUGGAAACUGGUUAAUAACACCAAUUGGUUUGUUAUGACUUAUGACUCUGAUCUUAUAACUUAGAAACUGCUGGGCUCAUAUUGCUUGUCAUCAUUGGAAACUGCUCUGUAUUCAAAGCAUCAACAAUAGUUGAGCUACUGUUUGGUUUGGUUUGAUAUGUGACUUCUGGUUUGUAAAUAUUUGGUACCUGUAAGCUGUAACUUAAUUCUGAACUGAUAUGCAUUGUCAAUUUAAGUUAUCUUUACUGUAAAUUCGAUUCUGUACUUUGUUCUGCAUCUGUUAUUUCAGUAUUAUCCUUCCUUAAUGGGUAUUUCAGUAUUUGCGUCUUCUUUUGGAGCUUUGAAGCUUUCCUAUAUUCUGUUUCCAAAUUUUUAUUGACUGAUAAUUAACUGUUCAAAUAUAAGCAGUUUCCUCUUACAGUGUUACCAGACUCAGGCACAUUAGUAUCUGUUUUAUGUACACUGAAAAUCUAAACUUCAGGACGACUUCAGUCAUCCAUUCAUGCACUACAAUGUACAAUUUUCUUGUAUUCUAUCUAAACUAGAAAAUUUAGUAGCGCGAGAUAAAAUUUGAUCUGUUACACAACCCAUUCAACAGAAUUUAGUGUAGCAAGAAUUUGCAUAUUUACAUCGAAGUCUAUCUGCAACAGUUUUAAGCACUUAUAUCUCCCAUUAUCUUCGAGUUGCCCUUUUCCUACUCUGCAAGACUUUGUACCAGUAAGGAAAAGAGAUAGAGGGGUGUUAGCACAUAGCAGUAUACCCAUGUACAUAGCUGAAACCAACCAAUGUGCCAACCUGCAGCAACUUGACUUGUGCUCUAUUUCUAGAGCGUUUUCCUAUUUAGCCGAAGUUUCCUAGUUCAUGUUUUGUUCUAUUAAUCGAAACCUAACAGACCAUCAUCCACUUAAUUUACAAGGCCUUAACAGACUAACAGAUAUGCAAAAAUACUUCCUCUGAUAAUAUAGGUUUGUCCCUCUACAUUCCUGAAUUUAUGUACCGCCGUUAGAGUGAUUAUGUACUGCGAAUAGUGUUAUGAAUUUAUCAGUCAUAUAAUGUGAACAUAGAUCACAAGAUAUACCGCGUUAUAGAUUAGAAAUCAUCUGUAACCAUACACUAAUAUAAGAGUCGAAAUAUACGAAGUAUUAUAUUGUCUAGAUCAAGAAAUGUUCCACAACCACUUCUCUGAGUCAUUCUUUUUUUCUGUCCAAAUUAUAGCAUUUACAUAAAGUCUGAAGUCUGAACACAGAAAAUUUAAACAGAAGGGAUAUGAUUAGUACAUUGUUUAAGUGAGGAUUAGUUUAAUGAUGAACUCCAAGGGGAAUAUCGAAUAUGGUUUUUCAUUAGUGUUCCCAUUGACCCUUUGUACAAAUUGUUGCUUUUGAUGGGUAGAGCUUUUUCCUUUUCAUCUUUACAAAUUAUUUACUCUUAUCUUGGACCACAUAUUUGAUGGUUAGUGGAAUAGUGGAUAAUACGAGUAGGUAUACUCGUUUACAAAUUCUUGUGAAAGACAGUGUAAUACUUAUUUAACUGUCAGACCACAUGUUAUGUCACGUGCCUUUUUUCCUACCUGGCUUAUAUAGUAAUAUUAGGCAUAGUUCAGUUAAGAAAAUGUGACAUGGUCUGAGAAGAGAUUAGUUGUACUAGUCUUAACUUAUUAAAAUUAGUGCAUUAGAUUCCAGAGAUUAUGGGUAUAAUCAUACUUAAAAAAAUUCUUAACUUUUUAUUUGACUAAAAACAAACUUAUACUCCCUCCGUCCCGGAAUACUCGACCCGGUUUGACCGGCACAGAGUUUAAGGGAAUUGAAUUGAUUUAUUAAAUUUAAUAGGUAGUAGUUGAUAGUGGGGUAUUAUUUUAAUGUAGUUAGUGGGAGGUGGCCCGGUUUGACCAGCACAGAGUUUAAGGGAAUUGAAUUGACUUAUUAAAUUUAAUAGGUAGUAGUUGAUAGUGGGUAUUAUUUUAAUGUAGUUAGUGGGAGGUGGGUUAAGAGGUGGGAUUGGGGGAGAGUAGGGGUUGAAUUUUUAAUUAUUUUUUGUAUGGAGUAGGGGGUAGGUCAGUAGGUGGGUUAAUAGGGGUGGAGUGAGAAAUAAGGUGUGUCAAAAUCAACUAUGAGGUGUGCCGGAACUAUUUCCUGCAAAUUUUCCGUGUAUUUGAAUGGUAAAAUCAGCAUUCCGAUACUAUUAUAUAUUUGCACGCGCAGAGCAGUUACUACAAACCAAA